CCUCACCUGCACCCUCACCUUCUGAAACCAUGUGUGGCAACUACUACGGCGGCUGCGGCUACGGCUGUGGCUAUGGCUCCCGCUACGGCUGUGGCUACGGCUGUGGUUACGGCUGUGGCUAUGGCUCCCGCUACGGCUGUGGUUACGGCAGUGGCUACGGCUGUGGCUACAGCAGUGGCUACGGCUGUGGCUAUGGCUCCCGCUACGGCUGUGGUUACGGCAGUGGCUACGGCUGUGGCUACGGCUGUGGUUAUGGCAGUGGCUAUGGCUCCCGCUACGGCUGUGGUUACGGCAGUGGCUACGGCUGUGGCUAUGGCUGUGGCUACGGCAGUGGCUACGGCAGUGGCUACGGCUGCUGUGGAUACCGGCCGUCUGUCUACAGGAAGUGUUACUCUUCCUGCUGCUAG
Messenger RNA from Phyllostomus discolor (pale spear-nosed bat), 407 nucleotides. RefSeq names its product keratin-associated protein 6-2-like. Gene Ontology annotation, biological process: hair follicle development. The transcript has a single exon. Lineage: Eukaryota; Metazoa; Chordata; Mammalia; Chiroptera; Phyllostomidae. Bases 30 to 407 code for a protein of 125 amino acids. The record is from RefSeq and is a predicted model, not a curated record.